This is a messenger RNA of Acaulospora colombiana, 230 nucleotides long. Lineage: Eukaryota; Fungi; Glomeromycota; Glomeromycetes; Diversisporales; Acaulosporaceae. The record is from the annotation of a GenBank genome assembly.
GUCGCAUUCACUUCUCGAUCAAUUACUCAAACCUGGACUUUGAAUCACGUAAAGCUAUUUGGAAUGUUUUCGUUGGGAAGAUAGCAAUCAAGAAACAAAUCAGUGAGGAAGAGAUAGAAAUUUUGGCGAAAGAAGAGAUGAAUGGAAGACAGCAAAGGAACCCUUCUGCUUUGACCAUAUACGAGUCGUCCUUGAUGUUGCAAGAGACUGGGAUAAAGCAAGGGAGCUGA